AUAUAUAAUGGAUUAUGAGUGGAUCUUUUCUUAUAUACGUCGAUAUCUAGGACUCUAAACGAGCCGAGUGAAACAGUGCUAGGCUCGUGUUUAAGCUCGACUAAAUAGUUAGUGCCCGGGCUUAAAUUUGAGCUUGUUCGAGCCAUAAAUCUAUUUUCUGUUAGCAAUAUGUCAUCCAUGAUCUAAACCAGUGUAAAAAUAAUUCAAAUAGAAUUGAAUUUUAUGCAUCAGCUGGUAACAGUUAGCUUUAUAAGUAUCUAUAGUCUCUAUACGCAAAUUUAGCAGCUUUCUCCUUAACUCAAUUCUCUUGAAUCCGAUCACAGAAAAUUUUUGAAGGCGCGGGGAUGGAAGGCGAGAUGAACAACUUCGCCAUGGUAUGGAUCACAGUCUUGGCUUCCCUAUACUAUUGUUACACCAUAGCUAAAUUCAUCCCAAAAGGCACCACUAGAUUUUUAGCCAUUCUUCCAAUUUCGAUCCUUUUUCUACUUCUUCCUCUCAAUCUUACCACAGUGCAUCUUGGAGCUAUAUCUUCUUUCCUGAUUUCAUGGUUAACAAACUCGAAAAUCCUCCUCUUUGCCUUUGGCAAAGGCCCUUUGUCGACCACCCCGCCAAUCCCUUUGUCACAUUUCAUCCCCCUAGCUUGUCUUCCCAUCAAAAUUCAUGAUCACUCAAAUGAUCAAGAAUUGAAAGAAACCCCUUCUCAGCAUACGCGUCAAAAACAAAUCAAAUCGGUUUUAAACUAUAGUAUUAAGAUUUGUCUAUCAGUCUUACUGAAGAAAGUGUAUGACUAUAGACAAAAUUUCAAUCACAAUUUUAUGUUGUUUCUGUAUUGUUUGCACUUGUACUUAGCUCUAGAGUUGUUAUUAGCUAUGUUAGCUGCUCUCGCUCGAAUUCUCAUGAAAGUAGAAUUGGAAUCGCAGUUUGAUGAACCUUACCUCGCAACUUCUUUACAAGAUUUCUGGGGCAGAAGGUGGAAUGUAAUGGUUUCUGAUAUUCUGAAGCCUAGUGUGUUUCAACCGACCCGAGAAAUCUUCUCGGGUCUAGUUGGGCGAAAAUGGGCUACGUUUCUCGGUGCCCAAGCCACGUUUUUUGUUUCUGGUUUAAUGCAUGAGUUGUUUUUUUACACUUAUAGUAGACAGAAGACAAGAUGGGAAGUCACUUGUUUUUUUCUUCUUCAUGGAGUGUCUUUGAGUGUUGAAAUGGUACUGAAGAAGACGUCGAAAGGGAAAUUCCGGCUUCCGGGGAUGGUUUCGAGACCUCUGACAAUAAUGUAUGUUGUGAUUACAGGCUGCUGGCUGUUCUUUCCACCGUUUCUGAGGGGAAAUGCAGAAGCAAAAGUUUGUAAAGAGUAUCGUGCUUUUGUUGAGUUUGUUCGGAAUGGUAGGCUUGUUAGCCCAAAUAAUAUGUCUUGCCCCUAGUUAGACUCCUUCCGUCCCUUUUUACGUGUCCUGUAUAAUUAGCCCGGUUUAUCCGUGCCGAGAAAAUAUAUGAUAAACGAAUCAAAGGUCCUCGUGUUAGAAACACUUUACCAUUCUGAA
This is a messenger RNA of Daucus carota subsp. sativus, 1538 nucleotides long. RefSeq names its product acyl-CoA--sterol O-acyltransferase 1-like. The transcript has a single exon. The record is from RefSeq and is a predicted model, not a curated record. The coding region runs from base 345 to 1418 and encodes 357 amino acids. Gene Ontology annotation, biological process: lipid metabolic process. NCBI's taxonomy places the organism in Eukaryota, Viridiplantae, Streptophyta, Magnoliopsida, Apiales, Apiaceae.